This is a messenger RNA of Scaptodrosophila lebanonensis, 1023 nucleotides long. RefSeq names its product ubiquitin-conjugating enzyme E2 L3 (gene Ubc10). Lineage: Eukaryota; Metazoa; Arthropoda; Insecta; Diptera; Drosophilidae. The record is from RefSeq and is a predicted model, not a curated record. The coding region runs from base 123 to 671 and encodes 182 amino acids. The transcript is spliced from 2 exons.
AUUAUCGAAAAAUAAGUUUGUACUCUUUGAGCUGUGCAACCCUAGUCAACAAUAAAAAGUCUGAAGCUGGAAUUCCUGUAAUUGCCCAACCCACACAAGGGCCAUAACUCAACAGAAUCACAAUGCUAUUAAUUACAUUACCAUUACUCACCUUCAGACGAUACUUCAAUUUGCGUACACACACUAACAACAAAUACAUACACACAAUGACUGCGCCGCGUCGACUUCGCAAGGAACUUAGCGAUUUGCAGGAGAGCAGCAUUAAAUCCUUCCGCGAUAUCAAAGCGGACGAUGAUAACCUACUGCGCUGGACAGGUCUCAUUGUUCCCGACAACCCACCCUAUAAUAAGGGAGCCUUUCGCAUUGAAAUCAAUUUCCCGGCUGAAUAUCCAUUUAAGCCACCGAAAAUUAGCUUUAAAACAAAAAUUUAUCAUCCAAACAUUGACCAGAGAGGUGAGGUUUGCUUGCCAAUAAUCAGCACUGAAAACUGGAAGCCGGCGACACGCACAGAGCAGGUGGUUCAGGCGCUGAUAGGACUUAUUAACGAGCCCGAACCCGAGCACCCAUUGCGCGCCGAACUUGCCGAAGAGUUUCUUAAGGACAAGAAGAAGUUCAUCAAGAACGCUGAGGACUACACCAGGAAACAUAGCGAAAAGCGUCCUGCCGAUUAGUCUAGUGGCGAUGGCGAAGCGCCAAGCCACAGUAAACGCAGCCGGAUGACGACAAAACCAAAUUGAACUUAAAAUUAACUAUAGAUGAUUGGCGAGACCGGUAAGAAAAAACUUCGAAUACAGCCAGGCACGAAAUAACAUUUUUGCAUAGAUGAAAAUUAUAUCAAAUGUUCCAACGAUUUAAAUUGUAGUAGUCGCUUUUUCGCAUUCAUGUUUUACCUAGAAUAAUAAACAAAAAUGCGGAUCUUUCGUAGAGAGGAAUAACAAGAUGGAACACAAAGGCAGGCAAAAUAGUUUUUAAAAUUUAGAAGUGUAAUUUUAUGCGAAAAUACAUGUUCGUUAUGUUAAAACA